CUGCUCUUCAAGUCGAUACUUUCCACACUCGAGUGAGAGCGAGUCAUACAACAAAUGAAGCCUAUCUUUUCCUGAGCAGAGAGGAAGUUCUGCGUAACAGAUUUAAACAGCCUUGAGCCCACUUGAAGCCAUCUUGUUGUUCCUCUUUCUCUGCAAGGGAUCUCAGUACUCUACUACCUUACAUUUUUAUCUUACACCAGGUGAAAGCCAGUUCCGCAACAUGCACUUCGUUAUAAUCGUCCUCUUGGAAACCCUUGCAGCCUCUGUAGCCGCACGUCCCAUUGUCGUCUCACCCGAUCUCUCCUACGCCUCGGCGCCAUCAUUCAGAAAUGGCAUGCACUCCAACACUAUUGAAAUCAAAGGAGGGGAAGAAGAUCAGCCUGAUCUUCAACCUAGGGAUGAGGCCGUAGUUGAUGUCCUUGGCUUAAACAAUGAAGAUGCCGGAAUGUCCAAUCAGCAAAAUGACAAGGAGAUCGCUCACGUCUCUCCCAACAAUGACCUUCCAAUCGCCCCAAGGGCAAAUAAGAAGCCCACGAAAGCUGAAUUAAAGGCCGACGACAAGAAGUUUCACAGGGAUCAACUACGACCAGACGACGCAAAAUACAUCAACAACCUCGACAAAGCCAAUGCCAAAAAAUGUGGUACAAAUUGCCAGCACUCCUUAGACUCUGAGCGAUCCCAAAGGAGUAGGGAGGCCAAAGAGAAGCAGCGAAAUGCGCCAAAUCUUCCAGGUUCAAGAGCAUCAAGAGGUGAAGUCAAUAGUAAAGAGGAUGACUAUCAGCACGAUUUGAAUCACCUGCGUAUGGACAGAGGUGACAUAGGUCAAAACGGCAAGAAUUCCCUGAACUCGUGGCAUUCAGUCGAAUCAGCCAAUUCGAAGGCAUCUAAGGCAUCGAAGGCGUCGAAAGGAGGCAAAACUCAUGGCUGAGCAGCUUAGAAAUGCUUUGAACCAACAAUAUGUUCACGGAUUGUAACAAGCUGCAAGUUCGGCUUAUGUUUCACUCAAUUCUCAGGGGAAAGAAUGAUCGAAAGAUUCGUUGAGAUAGUUUUUAUAGCAAAUGAAGUGUUGUCGCAAUCA
Molecule: messenger RNA, 1078 nt
Organism: Colletotrichum acutatum
Lineage: Eukaryota; Fungi; Ascomycota; Sordariomycetes; Glomerellales; Glomerellaceae
Exons: 2
Coding region: 221-928 (235 amino acids)
Source: RefSeq, a predicted model, not a curated record